Messenger RNA from Capsaspora owczarzaki ATCC 30864, 1607 nucleotides. RefSeq lists its product as hypothetical. The coding region runs from base 1 to 1554 and encodes 517 amino acids. The transcript is spliced from 4 exons. Lineage: Eukaryota; Filasterea; Ministeriida; Capsasporidae. Gene Ontology annotation, cellular component: cytoplasm; transcription elongation factor complex; elongator holoenzyme complex. The record is from RefSeq and is a predicted model, not a curated record. Gene Ontology annotation, biological process: tRNA wobble uridine modification.
AUGUCAGCGCCGCUCGUGUCGGCGUUCAAGCGGAGGUCGCCUGCUGGAAGUGCUUCAGCGCAGCCACUCCAAGCAGCAGCAGCAGCAGCAGCAGCACACCGCCAACAACAACAACAACAACAACCACAGUCAUCACAGCGACCAGCGCAGCUACCGCCUGGCACACGCCCGUCCAUCCACAACGGCCAGCUCCUCGUGUCGACGGGCGUUCAGUCGCUCGACGGACUGCUUGGCGGCGGACUGGCGGUCGGAACGCUCGCGCUCGUCGAGGAGGACGCCAACACUGCGUACGCCCAGGUCCUCCUCAAGUACUUUCUGGCCGAGGGUGUUGCUGCUGGUCACCAAGUGGCCGCGUGUGCAGUGCCGGACGGUGCCGCUUCCGCCGAGCUCCUGCGCUCGUUGCCGCACAUUGCCGGCACCGAAGUCCAACCAUCACCACCUGCAGCAGCUCCGUCAUCCUCCACGAGCCUCGUCGAUGCAAAGGCACACGGCGCACACAAUGCGAAAGCAGGGAAUCAGAAUGCGAAUGCUGCUGCUGCUGCUGCAGAGACCGCUCAGUCGGAUCUUGUCGCCGAUGACGAAAUCCCAGGCGAAAGCAAGUCCGGAACUGCUCAAGACGCGUCCUCGUCAUUGAAGAUUGCCUGGCGAUACCAGCACUUGCCAAGCUCCUCAAGCGAUGCAUCUGCAUCUACUCCUACAUCGUCGUCGGGAACCGCUGGCUCUGGCGGCGGUGACGGUGCGUUUGGUCACGAAUUCGACAUGUCCGCCAAAGUCGCCAGCCACCUGGUUGCAGAGUCGAUUGAGCGGCGUGCCUUUGCCCCACACAACGGCUCUAGUACCAAUGCACAGCUUUUGGCCUUUAUCGAGGACCAGCUUGCUCCCUUCUUAGUAUCUGCAAAUGUCGCCUCUGGCGAGCGCCGCAAUGUUCUGCGUAUUGGAGUUCAAGGAAUUGGCUCGCCGCUUUGGGACAUGCAAACGCUCCAGAAGCAACCCGCCUCCUUGUCAGCCACGAUUCCAGCAACGGCUGCCACAUUGUUUGCCAUCCGAGCUCUGGUCCGCCGCGCAUACGCUGUAUGUGUAGUCACGCUUCCUGCCUUCUUGUUCCGUGCCAUGCCGGAAGGAGUGCAAGCAAUUCGUCACAUGGGCGACACGGUCGUUGGCUUGGAGGGCUUUGCGGGCACACCUCGCGAGACCCAUCCCGUCUACAAGGACUAUCACGGCCUGUUCCGCAUUCACCGCCUUCCUCGACUCAACUCUCUCAUGUGCGCCAUGCCAGCAUCCCUUGAUUUGGUUUUCAAGCUUCGCCGCCGCAAGCUCGUCAUCGAAACGCUGCAUCUGCCGCCGGAUUUGUCGGAAACGGCCAGCCGAUCGAAGGAGGAGAGCGUCGACUCCUCCCGCACCACCACCACAGGAGCAGGAGGAAGUGCAUCCGCGCGACGACAUCGCGGGCCGGAGCACACCCACGGCUCUGCCGGUCAUAGUCAUGGCAGUCAUAGCGACGCUGUUCACUGCGGAUCGACGACGCCAUCGGGCAAGCUUGUGCUUGAUUUUUGACCAACCGCUGCCAUCUGCUUGCUUUUUGUCAGAGUACACAAUUUCACGCGAUA